Molecule: messenger RNA, 2565 nt
Organism: Leptosia nina
Lineage: Eukaryota; Metazoa; Arthropoda; Insecta; Lepidoptera; Pieridae
Source: the annotation of a GenBank genome assembly
AUGAAUCACGAGGAAAUUAAAUCGGUUGUCCAAGAAAAAUUUUUAUCGAGCGAGAGAGUUACAGCAUUUCUCACCGACGCCAAAGUGCUCCACCCAGAAUGGGUGAAGAGAGAUCGACUCCUAGCUAUAGUGGAGUAUGGGGACGAGAAAGCCGUUUUCUGCUUGUUCUCCUCUUGUUACCCACCGAAGUCCUUUACAGAUCUGUCUAUUGAAAUCGUUCUACCCAUUGACAACAGUUUCAAGUGUGAAAUUGAUAAUAAACCUUCUGACCCUGAAGCAAUCUUGUACCUGAACCUGCAAUCUCAAAACAAUAAAUUUAAGUUUGAAAUACAGAUGACUCCUCGAGUCGACAGUUUUGUGGAUGAAUUAUUCAGAGGUAUUGAAGCUGUGAACAAGGUUCCGACACAACCUGAGUUUGUUUGGCUAAAAAAGUAUAAUGUUAAAGAUGAAAAUGAUAUUAUAGCCGAAAGUAUAGUUCUGCCAAGAAGCGGGAUUUUCAAUGUGCCCAACUCCGCUCCUGUAGCCAUCAGGGAAAGCCUCAUCAAGAGGAAGAUGUGUGACAAGGAAGCUGAAUAUACAUUUACGAAGAAAUUCACUGUUUUCUGUGGUACAUGGAAUGUUAAUGAUAAGUCUCCAAACAUUCCACUUAAAGGAUGGUUGAGUGUUGAUAAAGAACCGCCAGAUAUAUAUGCCAUUGGUUUCCAAGAACUGGAUUUGUCAAAAGAGACUUUCUUAUUUGACCAAACAUUCCGUGAAGAUGAAUGGUAUUGUGCUGUUUUAAAUUAUAUUGACAAGAGGGGAAAAUAUGUCAAAGUGGAGAAAGUGAGACUGGUUGGUAUGAUGCUUAUAGUUCUUAUAAAAGAAAAGCACUACCCCUAUGUCCGUAACAUUGUGUGUGACACUGUCGGUACUGGUAUAAUGGGUAAAAUGGGAAAUAAAGGUGGAGUGUCCAUACGCUUUGAUCUACAUAAUACAUCGGUGUGCUUUGUAAACUCACAUUUAGCUGCUCAUGUGGAAGAAUAUGAACGGAGAAACCAAGAUUUUAGGGAUAUAUGUAACAGAACAAGGUUUCCUCAAAUUAACCAACAACCUAAAGCAAUAAAGGAUCAUGAUCACAUUUAUUGGCUGGGAGAUCUAAACUAUCGUAUUACUGAAUUAGACCCAGUUGCUGUAAAAAAAUUGGUAAAUGAAAACAACUUUGGACCAGUCCUAGAGUGGGACCAAUUGAGGCAGCAACACAAGAGCAAUAAUGUGUUUGCUGGCUAUCACGAAGGUAUCAUAUCUUUUAAACCUACCUACAAAUAUGAUCCAGGAACUGACAAUUGGGAUUCCAGUGAAAAACAUAGAGCUCCAGCUUGGUGCGACAGAAUAUUUUGGAAAGGCGAACACAUCACACAAUUAGAUUAUAGAAGCCAUCCAGCAUUAAAUAUAAGUGACCACAAACCUGUUUCUGCUAUAUUCAGCUCUGAAAUCAAAAUAAUCAAUGAAGAAAAAUAUAGGAAGGUAUAUGAGGAGGUAAUAAAACAAUUAGAUAAAUUAGAAAAUGAAUUAAUCCCACAAGUAAAAGUCGAUAUAACAGAAGUUGAUUUUGGCACAGUGCGUUAUUUAGAAUUACAAGUCAGAAGCAUCACAAUAAAAAAUACAGGAAAAUUGCCUGUAGAGUUUGAAUUUAUAAAGAAGUUAGAUGAAACAAACUUCUGCAAAGAAUGGCUUAUUGUUGAGCCAUAUAAGAAGUGCAUUUGUGCAGACGAAACUUGUGAAAUACAACUAAAAGUUUUGAUAAAUAAGACUUCAGCUUGUAAAAUGAAUGCAGGCACUGACAAAUUAUAUGACAUUUUAGUUUUACAUUUGUACGGAGGCAAAGAUAUUUUCAUCACAGUUAAUGGAACAUACCAGAGAAGUUGUUUCGGCUGUUCAAUUGAGGUUCUAGUUAAUUUAAACAUACCUAUACGAGAAGUACCAGUUGGUAAACUUGUUGAACUAGAAAAUAAAAGAGAUCAGUAUGUGUCAAACCAGUCUACAUAUUCAAUACCAAAGGAAAUUUGGUUCUUAGUGGACCAUAUAUAUUUACAUGGGCUGAAAGAACCUAAUCUGUUUGAGCAGCCAGGUUUACACUCAGAGGUGCUUCAGAUAAGGGACUGGCUAGAUACUGGUUCCAUUGACCCUAUACCAGGAAGUAUACAUUCUGUUGCAGAAGCCCUAUUGCUACUACUUGAAAGUACAGUGGAUCCCAUUAUUCCCUACAAUCUGCAAUCAGUAUGUCUCAGAGCCUCUGCUAAUUAUUUACAAUGCAAACAAAUUAUAAUGGAGUUGCCAGAAUUCAGAAAAAAUGUUUUCCUAUACCUGUGUGAAUUUCUACAGGAAGCAUUGCAACACAGUGCUGAAAACGGCCUGGAUUCUAAAACUUUAUCUACACUCUUUGGAGCCAUAUUCCUAAGGGAUAAUCCAAAUUUAAUCCAAGAACCACAGUCUCGCAUCAAUAAACAGGUGAUUGAUAAGAAAAAGGCACAGUUUGUUUAUCAUUUUCUUGUCAAUGAUCAUAGUGAUUUGAUUUUUGCAAAAUAA